AUGCGAGCGCAGCUGCGAGUGCGCAUGCACACUAGCUGCACUGCUCUAACGCAUCAGCAGGAGCAACAACAGCAGCCCUGCGAAUCCCUUGCCUGGCCCAACUUCGAGGCGCAGAUCCCAAAGCAAACAGUCAACAGUGUCUGCCUUAGUUGGACAGCUUUUGAACUUGCACAGGUCUACAGCAUUGAAAAAUAUCAUAGACGCCAGGGCUGGCAACAGGUGGACUGGAUAGUCAAUACGGAAGCCUGCAUAACACGCCUGGAGGAGAACUUUGGCUACAGACUGCGCAUCAAGGCAUUGCGCCAGUCCGCAGACGGCACGCACUAUGAGACGUUGGCCAUAUCGCCAGAUGUUAUAGCCUGCACGGAGGCUGCGCUGCCCUCCACUAAUUGUUUGUAUCGCGCUAUACGCAAGUCCCAGCAAUUUCUGGUGAAGCGCAUGCUGCGUCGUCGUCCCAGUCUGAUUGAUCAUCCGGCAUCCAAUGGCUUUCUGCCCUUGGCCAAUGCCAUUGUGCAGCAGGAAAUGUGCAUUAUCGAUGUGCUGCUCUCAGCUGGCGCCAGCGUGCACCUGGGCAAUCCUCAAAAUGGGCGCACGCCGCUGCACCUGGCAUUUUAUUACGGUCAUCUGCCCUCGGCGCGUAUUUUGUUGAAUAAAAAAGCGAAGCUGGAGGCAACGGACUGCAAUGGGAUGACACCUGCGCACUUUGCCGUGGAUGCCAAUCAGCUAGAAAUGUUAAAGUUUGCCCUCGAGGCUGGUGCCAAUGUGGAGGCCACAGAUGCCUGCGGCUGGACGCUGCUAAUGCGAGCAGUGGUCAUGAACGCAAGCUUGGAGCUUAUCAAGCUGCUGGUUACCCAUGGCGCCGAUUUGUUGGCCCUGGAUGGCGUCGGCAAGAGCUGCAGCGAUUUGGCGAAACUCUAUCGCCGCGCUCAGGCUCAGGAUUAUUUGGACAAGGUGCACAAGUUUCGGCAACAACAGGCACUGCUGCCACAACCACAGCAAGCAGACGCAAAGGAUUAAGUGCACAGAUGAUAGUUGAGGCAUCAACUUGCUGUUCAGCUAAUGAACAAGCUAAAGUUAUA
Messenger RNA from Drosophila busckii, 1079 nucleotides. It is a transcript of the gene flip, whose product is annotated as ankyrin-1. The record is from RefSeq and is a predicted model, not a curated record. The transcript is spliced from 5 exons. Lineage: Eukaryota; Metazoa; Arthropoda; Insecta; Diptera; Drosophilidae. Gene Ontology annotation, molecular function: protein binding. Bases 1 to 1017 code for a protein of 338 amino acids.